UGGAGUUCCAUGGAGUGAUGAGAUUUUAUUUUCAAGAUAAAGCUGCUGGGAAUUUUGCAACAAAAUGCAUUCGGGUUUCUAGUACUGCCACCACUCAAGAUGUGAUCGAGACGCUGGCGGAGAAAUUCCGGCCUGACAUGCGGAUGCUGUCGUCCCCCAAGUACUCCCUCUAUGAAGUGCACGUCAGCGGAGAAGAAAGAAGAUUGGAUAUAGAUGAGAAACCCCUGGUUGUUCAGUUGAAUUGGAAUAAAGAUGAUCGAGAGGGCAGAUUUGUUCUUAAGAAUGAGAACGAUGCCAUUCCUCCUAAGAAGGCUCAAAGCAAUGGACCUGAAAAGCAGGAGAAAGAAGGUGUUAUCCAGAACUUCAAGAGAACUCUCUCAAAGAAAGAAAAGAAGGAGAAAAAGAAGAGAGAAAAAGAGGCAGUGAGGCAGGCGUCUGAUAAGGACGAUAGGCCUUUCCAAGGGGAAGACAUUGAGAAUUCCCGACUGGCUGCUGAGGUUUACAAAGACAUGCCUGAAACCAGCUUUACCCGAACGAUUUCGAAUCCGGAGGUGGUCAUGAAGCGUCGCCGGCAGCAGAAACUAGAGAGGAGGAUGCAGGAGUUCCGGAGCUCCGACGGGCGGCCUGACUCAGGUGGAACAUUGAGAAUUUAUGCAGAUAGUUUAAAACCAAAUAUUCCCUACAAGACAAUCCUGCUGUCUACCACAGAUCCUGCAGACUUUGCUGUGGCUGAAGCUUUAGAGAAAUAUGGUCUGGAAAAAGAAAAUCCUAAGGAUUACUGCAUUGCCCGGGUUAUGCUUCCUCCUGGAGCCCAGCAUUCUGAUGAAAAAGGUGCUAAAGAAAUUAUCCUUGAUGAUGAUGAGUGUCCUUUACAAAUCUUCAGGGAAUGGCCAAGUGACAAAGGGGUUUUAGUCUUUCAGUUGAAGAGGAGGCCACCAGACUAUAUCCCAAAGAAAACUAAGAAACAUGUCGAUGGGAAGCUGGUGAAGGGCAAGGAGAGAGCGGAGGGGUCGGGCUAUGGCUCUGCGCUUCCGCCUGAGAAGCUGCCCUAUCUAGUAGAGCUAAGCCCAGGGAGAAGGGAUCGCUUUGCCUGCUACAACUAUCACCCUUACGAAGAUGGCUCAGAUUCCAGAGAUAAGCCCAAGCUUUACCGCCUUCAGUUGAGUGUCACCGAGGUUGGGACAGAAAAGUUCGAUGAGAACUCCAUCCAGCUGUUUGGAUCAGGAAUUCAGCCCCAUCACUGUGACCUCACAAACAUGGAUGGAGUUGUCACUGUCACGCCGAGAAGCAUGGAGGCCGAGACUUACGUGGAAGGACAGCGCAUCUCAGAGACAACCAUGCUGCAGAGUGGGAUGAAAGUGCAGUUUGGGACGUCACACGUGUUCAAGUUCGUGGACCCCAGCCAGGACCACGCUCUGGCCAAGAGAUCUGUGGAUGCAGGCCUGACUGCCAAGGGUCCCAGACACAAGCCUGGAAUUGUUCAAGAGACAACUUUUGAUUUAGGAGGAGAUGUUCAUAGUGGAACAGCAUUACCAACAAGCAAGAGCACCACGAGGCUGGACAGCGACAGGGUGUUGCCUGCCUCCAGCACAGCGGAGCGCGGGAUGGUGAAGCCAGUGAUCAGAGGAGAGCGGCAGCAGGAUUACCGCAGGCAAGAAAACAGAACUCAGGAUGCUCCUGGGCCUGAACUGAUAUUGCCUGCAAGCAUUGAAUUCAGGGAAAGUUCUGAAGAUUCAUUUUUAUCUGCCAUUAUAAAUUAUACUAAUAGCUCUACAGUCCAUUUUAAGUUGUCACCUACAUAUGUAUUAUAUAUGGCAUGUCGGUAUGUAUUGUCCAGCCAGUACAGACCGGAUGUCAGUCCUACAGAACGUACUCACAAAGUGAUUGCAAUAGUCAACAAGAUGGUGAGCAUGAUGGAGGGGGUGAUCCAGAAACAGAAGAAUAUUGCAGGGGCACUUGCCUUCUGGAUGGCCAAUGCAUCUGAGCUGCUCAACUUCAUUAAACAGGAUCGAGAUCUUAGUCGAAUCACAUUGGACGCCCAAGACGUUUUAGCACACUUGGUUCAAAUGGCGUUUAAAUAUCUGGUUCAUUGUCUUCAAUCAGAACUGAAUAAUUAUAUGCCAGCCUUUCUGGAUGACCCUGAAGAGAACAGCCUACAAAGACCAAAAAUAGAUGAUGUUCUGCACACGCUCACGGGAGCCAUGUCUUUGCUGCGACGCUGCCGAGUCAAUGCUGCCCUGACCAUCCAGCUCUUCUCCCAGCUCUUCCACUUCAUCAACAUGUGGCUCUUCAACAGAUUGGUGACCGACCCCGAGUCGGGACUGUGCUCUCACUACUGGGGGGCGAUUAUCCGCCAGCAGCUGGGACACGUGGAAGCGUGGGCAGAGAAGCAGGGCUUGGAGCUGGCAGCUGAUUGCCACCUCAGCCGGAUAGUGCAGGCAACCACUUUGCUUACAAUGGAUAAAUAUGCGCCUGAUGACAUUCCAAAUAUAAACAGUACCUGCUUUAAGUUAAAUUCACUGCAACUUCAAGCCUUGUUACAGAAUUACCACUGUGCACCCGAUGAGCCUUUUAUCCCCACGGACCUGAUCGAAAACGUGGUGGCCGUGGCUGAAAACACGGCUGAUGAGUUGGCGCGCAGUGACGGGAGGGAGGUGCAGCUUGAAGAGGACCCCGAUCUGCAGCUGCCUUUUCUUUUGCCAGAAGACGGCUACUCUUGCGAUGUUGUCAGGAACAUUCCAAAUGGUUUACAAGAGUUUUUAGACCCUUUGUGCCAGAGAGGAUUUUGCAGGUUAAUCCCUCACUCACGCUCACCAGGUACCUGGACGAUAUAUUUUGAGGGUGCAGAUUAUGAGAGCCACCUUCUGCGUGAGAACACGGAGCUGGCUCAGCCUCUGAGGAAAGAACCCGAAAUAAUCACUGUGACUCUUAAAAAGCAAAAUGGGAUGGGCCUCAGCAUCGUUGCAGCAAAGGGUGCUGGCCAAGAUAAACUUGGAAUCUAUGUCAAGUCUGUUGUAAAAGGAGGUGCUGCUGAUGGGGAUGGACGCCUGGCUGCAGGAGACCAGCUACUCAGUGUGGAUGGACGAAGUCUGGUAGGACUCUCUCAAGAAAGGGCAGCAGAACUCAUGACAAGAACAAGUUCUGUGGUAACACUAGAAGUCGCAAAGCAAGGAGCAAUUUAUCACGGCCUCGCCACCCUGCUCAAUCAGCCGUCCCCAAUGAUGCAAAGAAUUUCAGAUCGUCGUGGCUCAGGUAAACCCCGUCCAAAGAGUGAAGGUUUCGAGCUCUACAAUAAUUCAGCUCCAAACGGGUCACCUGAGAGCCCUCAGCUGCCUUGGGCAGAAUACAGUGAACCUAAGAAAUUGCCAGGUGACGACAGACUGAUGAAGAACCGGGCUGAUCACCGCUCCAGCCCCAACGUGGCAAAUCAACCCCCUAGCCCCGGAGGGAAGAGCGCGUAUGCCCCUGGAACGACAGCGAAGAUCACAUCUGUCUCCACCGGGAACCUCUGCACCGAGGAACAGACCCCGCCACCGAGACCUGAGGCCUACCCCAUCCCCACUCAGACGUACACCAGAGAGUAUUUCACCUUCCCAGCUUCCAAAUCCCAGGACCGGAUGGCUCCUCCUCAGAACCAGUGGCCAAAUUACGAGGAGAAGCCACACAUGCACGCAGACAGUAAUCAUUCCAGUAUUGCAAUUCAGCGUGUUACCCGUUCCCAAGAGGAACUUCGGGAGGAUGAUAAAGCUUACCAGCUAGAGCGGCAUCGGAUUGAGGCAGUCUUGGAUCGCAAGUCUGAUAGUGAUAUGUGGAUCCAUCAGAGCUCCUCUGUGGGCUCCAGCACCUCCAGCCAAGAGCACCUGGACCACUCCUCCAAGUCAGGCACCCCCGCGUCCACUCUGACCAAAAGCGGCCCUGGGCGCUGGAAGACACCCGCCGCCGUGCAGCCUGUGCCGAUGGCUGUCUCCCAGCCUGUACAGACAGACCUGCCCCCGCCACCCCCACCUCCCCCCACGCACUACGCUGGAGACUUCGAUGGAAUCCCCAUGGACUUGCCUCUCCCUCCGCCUCCUGCCGGCCAGACGGGACCUGCGUCUGCUCAGGCGGCGGCUGCAGAGCGGAGGAAGCGGGAGGAGCACCAGCGGUGGUACGAGAAGGAGAAGGCCCGUCUAGAAGAGGAGCGGGACAGGAAGCGCAGGGAGCAGGAGCGGAAGCUGGGCCAGAUGCGCUCCCAGUCCCUGAACCCGGCCCCGUUUUCUCCUGUGACCGUCCCACACGUGAAGCCGGAAAAGCCUUCUACGCUCCAGAGGCCCCAGGAGACGGUCAUUCGGGAGCUGCAGCCCCAGCAGCAGCCCCGCACGAUCGAGCGCAGGGACUUGCAGUACAUUACGGUCAGCCAAGAGGAGCUGUCGUCCGGGGACAGUCUGUCCCCGGACCCGUGGAAGCGGGAUGCCCGGGAGAAGCUGGAGAAGCAGCAGCAGAUGCACAUCGUGGAUAUGUUGAGCAGGGAGAUCCAGGAGCUCCAGAGCAAGCCUGAGCGCAGUGCGGAGGAGAGCGACCGUCUGCGGAAACUCAUGCUGGAGUGGCAGUUCCAGAAAAGGCUCCAGGAGUCCAAACAGAAGGACGAGGAGGAGGAGGAGGAGGACGACGAUGUGGACGCCGUGCUGAUCAUGCAGCGCCUUGAGGCCGAGCGCAGAGCAAGGGAUGAGGAGCGGAGGCGUCAGCAGCAGCUGGAGGAGAUGCGCAGGCGGGAAGCAGAAGAUCGCGCCAGGCAGGAAGAGGAGCGGCGCCGCCAGGACGAGGAGAGAGCAAAGCGAGAUGCUGAAGAAAAGAGGCGACAGGAAGAAGGGUAUUACAGCCGCCUGGAAGCCGAGAGGCGCAGACAGCACGCGGAGGCCGAGCGCAGGUUGCUGGAGCCGGAGGAGCCGGGUCUGUGCAGACCCCCGCUUCCACGGGGCUACGAGCUCCCGUCCCCGUCCCCUCCGGCCGCCGCUCCUCCUCCCCCGCCUCAGCGGACCGCCUCCUCCCUCCAGGCCCAGACCCUGUCCCCAGACUCUGUGUACACCGCCAGGCUCGUCUCGUACCAUGAGGAGGAGGAGGAGGACCGCAGUCUGGCAGGACCAAACUCUUACAUGGGAUCGGCUGGGACAGCUGUUGGUGCCCAUGAUGCUUAUCGGGAUCCGAGAGAGAGACUGUCUAAAAGCCAUGAUGCAGAUGUACCUGGGAGUUCAGGAGCCCCUGAAAACUUGACAUUCAAAGAGCGUCAGCGUCUGUUUUCACAAGGUCAAGAUGUGUCCAACAAAGUAAAAGCCUCUCGUAAAUUAACAGAACUGGAAAAUGAGCUGAACACAAAAUGA
This is a messenger RNA of Odobenus rosmarus divergens (Pacific walrus), 5357 nucleotides long. RefSeq names its product myeloid/lymphoid or mixed-lineage leukemia (trithorax homolog, Drosophila); translocated to, 4 (gene AFDN). The record is from RefSeq and is a predicted model, not a curated record. Gene Ontology annotation, biological process: regulation of protein localization; signal transduction. Gene Ontology annotation, molecular function: cell adhesion molecule binding. The coding region runs from base 18 to 5357 and encodes 1779 amino acids. Gene Ontology annotation, cellular component: adherens junction. NCBI's taxonomy places the organism in Eukaryota, Metazoa, Chordata, Mammalia, Carnivora, Odobenidae. The transcript has 32 exons.